AUGUUGGGAAUCAAUACUAUUAGAGUCUAUUCUAUCAAUCCUGAUUUGGAUCAUGAUAAGUGUAUGACACUAUUGGCUGCAGCCGGUAUCUAUCUUGUACUGGAUGUGAACUCACCACUUCCAAGCCAGCACUUAAACAGAUAUGAACCCUGGUCCACAUAUAACACCGAUUACCUUUCUCAUAUUUUCAAAACCGUCGAGGUCUUCUCAGGAUAUAAUAAUACGCUGGCCUUCUUUGCUGGGAAUGAGAUCGUUAAUGACAAACUAUCUGCCAAAGUCUCACCAGCUUACAUCAAGGCUGUUGUCAGAGAUCUCAAAGAUUACAUUAGUUACCAAGUGCCUCGUAAGAUUCCCGUUGGCUAUUCAGCAGCGGACGACUUGAGCUACAGGAUAUCGCUUGCCAAAUAUUUGGAAUGUUACGAAAGCAGCCCUUCUGAGAGUGUGGACUUUUAUGGUGUCAACACUUACCAGUGGUGUGGGGAACAGACUUUCCAGUCAAGUGGCUACAAUAUUCUGGUCAGCGAUUACCAAGAUUACAGCAUUCCAAUCUUUUUCUCCGAAUACGGCUGUAACGAAGUUCUACCAAGACAAUUCACAGAAGUGUCCAGCAUUUACUCAAGCCAGAUGUCCUCCGUGUUCUCUGGUGGCCUCGUAUAUGAAUUUGCACAAGAGCCUAAUAAUUAUGGAUUAGUUGAUUACGAUAAGGAUGGGAACGUUCUUCUCUUGAGCGACUUCCAUUCUUUUAGAGAACAGAUGUCUAAAGCAAUUGAUCCGCCAGCACCCAAAAGACCUACGCUGCAGACUCAAGGCAAAAGUGAUAGUGGGCCAUUUGGCAAAGGUAGCCGCAAUAGACAUCAAAAAAAUAAAGUUUGUGAGGUGCAAUACCAAAACCUUGACAUCACAAGUGGUGUUCCUCAGUCUCUUGGGGCCGACCUUAUCAGCAACGGGGUGAGAAAGGCAUCAAAGGGCAAGUAUGUGUCAGUCACAGAAGAAGACAUGACAUCCAAAUAUAAAAUAUUUGAUGUGGAUGGCAAGCUUAUCCUGGAAAAUGCGAAAAUCAAAGUGGUGCCCGAACCACGGGUCGAAAGCAAUCCUGUUAUCUGGAAUAACCGUAAGUUAAAAUUAUUGAGACCAAAGGGCUUCUAA
Ogataea parapolymorpha DL-1 is the source of this 1146-nucleotide messenger RNA. RefSeq names its product 1,3-beta-glucanosyltransferase GAS4. Bases 1 to 1146 code for a protein of 381 amino acids. Gene Ontology annotation, biological process: fungal-type cell wall (1->3)-beta-D-glucan biosynthetic process. Lineage: Eukaryota; Fungi; Ascomycota; Pichiomycetes; Pichiales; Pichiaceae. The transcript is spliced from 2 exons. Gene Ontology annotation, molecular function: 1,3-beta-glucanosyltransferase activity. Gene Ontology annotation, cellular component: cytoplasm; fungal-type cell wall. The record is from RefSeq and is a predicted model, not a curated record.